AUAUCAGUAACAUAUACGAGACCACAGUUAUUUAGACGGUCCCAACUUUUAUAUAUAUAUAUAUUUACAUAGUCAUCAUAUACAUAUCUGUUAAUAUACACCAUGUCUGGAGCUCCACCUGAUGAAACUGAUCAAAAUAUUGAAAUCUGGAAGAUGAAGAAACUCAUCAAGAACCUUGAAGCUGCUCGAGGUAACGGUACUUCCAUGAUUUCUCUUAUUAUUCCUCCCAAAUCUCAAAUUAGUAUGGUUGCCAAAAUGUUGGCUGAUGAAUAUGGUACUGCUUCGAACAUCAAGUCUAGAGUGAAUCGUUUAUCUGUAUUGUCUGCUAUUACUUCUACCCAACAAAGAUUGAAAUUAUACAACCGAGUUCCUACCAAUGGUCUUGUGGUUUACUGCGGUACAAUUGUAACGGACGAAGGCAAAGAAAAGAAGGUCAAUAUUGAUUUUGAACCUCAUAAACCAAUCAACACAUCACUUUAUCUUUGCGACAAUAAAUUCCAUACUGAAGCCUUAUCUGAAUUGUUGGAAGCGGAUGCCAAAUUUGGAUUUAUUAUUAUGGAUGGUAAUGGUGCUUUGUUUGGUACUUUAUCUGGAAAUACUCGUGAUGUGAUUCAUAAACUUCAAGUCGAUUUACCCAAGAAACACGGUCGUGGUGGUCAAUCUGCUUUACGUUUCUCUCGUCUUCGUGAAGAAAAACGUCAUAACUAUGUCCGUAAGAUUGCUGAAUUGGCCGUCAACUUUUUUAUUACCAAUGACAAGGUUAAUGUGGCAGGUUUGGUAUUAGCUGGUUCUGCCGAUUUCAAAACGGAAUUGUCUCAAUCUGAUAUGUUUGAUCAACGUUUACAAGCCAAGAUUGUCAAGGUGGUAGAUGUAUCUUAUGGUGGUGAAAAUGGAUUCAAUCAAGCCAUUGAAUUAUCAGCAGAAUCUCUCUCCAAUGUGAAAUUUGUGCAAGAAAAGAAAUUGAUUCAAUUAUACUUUGACGAAAUCUCUCAAGAUACUGGUAAAUACUGUUUUGGUAUUGAAGAUACUCUCAAGGCGUUGGAAUUGGGUGCAGUGGAAAGUUUGAUUGUAUGGGAAAGUUUGGAAGCAAACCGAUAUGUGUUACGUGAUGCCUCUGGCACUGAAAUUGUCGUACAUCCUACCAAGGAAGAAGAAAAGGAUCGUUCGUUCAUGAUCGAUCGUUCUCCUGAAGCUGCCUCUGCUAAUGCUGAAAUGGAAGUCGUUGAAGUCAAGCCUCUAUUGGAAUGGUUCGCCGAUCGUUACAAGGAUUUUGGUGCCAAUUUGGAAUUCGUUACAAACCGCUCUCAAGAAGGUGCUCAAUUCGUCCGUGGUUUUGGUGGUAUUGGUGGCAUUCUUAGAUACCGUGUCAACUUUGAACAACUUAACUAUGAAUCGGAUGAAUUCUAUGAUAGUGAUGACGAUUAUAUUUAAAUGAUAGUUUUAACUGAAAAAAAAUUGAAAAAAAACAAAACAAUAAAGAUAAUAAAAGAAUGAUGGUGAAACUGCUGGAUGGUUCUCUAUGUAUUGCUGCUGUUUUAU
Molecule: messenger RNA, 1539 nt
Organism: Halteromyces radiatus
Lineage: Eukaryota; Fungi; Mucoromycota; Mucoromycetes; Mucorales; Cunninghamellaceae
Product: eukaryotic peptide chain release factor subunit 1
Exons: 5
Coding region: 103-1431 (442 amino acids)
Biological process (GO): cytoplasmic translational termination
Cellular component (GO): cytosol; translation release factor complex
Molecular function (GO): translation release factor activity, codon specific; sequence-specific mRNA binding
Source: RefSeq, a predicted model, not a curated record